Molecule: messenger RNA, 2749 nt
Organism: Centruroides sculpturatus (bark scorpion)
Lineage: Eukaryota; Metazoa; Arthropoda; Arachnida; Scorpiones; Buthidae
Exons: 11
Coding region: 242-2713 (823 amino acids)
Biological process (GO): negative regulation of inflammatory response
Molecular function (GO): protein binding
Source: RefSeq, a predicted model, not a curated record
UGAAGGCCCUGACUGCCAAGGCCGCCUCUCGCGCCUUCCGGGGCAACAGCAAGCAGCACAGGAAGUUCUCGUAGUCGUGUCUCCUGCAACGUCUGCCGAGGUGAGCAACGGACAAGAUUGUUCCCGUCCCGCCGGACGGAAGUUCCCUUUCGAUUUCGUGGCACCUUGCCCGUCCGGCGGCAGGCCGACGAAAUCUCCCGGAAAAGCAGAUCGGUGCCGUCUAUCGUCCAGCGCGGGACCGAUGACCGGACUUUGGACACUGUCGUGGGUGGUGGGCGUGUGGGUGGCGGCCGCUCUUCCCGACGGAGAUCUGUGUCGCCGAAUGAACGGAAGGAAGUAUUACGUGGAAGCCGGGGACGGCGGCGUAGUCACUCUCCGGAACCUGACCGCUGGAGAGGGUCUCCCCCGCCGCUGCGGAGCGGAACUCGUCACUCGGCCGUCCUGUCACCUGACACUCACCGUCCUGCACCUGAACGUGUCCCCCUGCGGCCCUGACGGUUCCUGCGGGUGCGACUACCUGUGGAUCAGAGAGCCAGCCUACUCGCAGUCCGGAAGGGAGUUCUGCGGAUUCUUCUCGGACCCCGCCACCCGGAUCUACCAAUCCGAGACCAAGACGGUGUCGGUGGACUUUCUGUACAGCCGCUCCUACUCGGACGCCUUCUCUCUGCGCUUCGCCGCCCGAGGUGAGUACUCCCGUCCUUCUCCGCCGCUCUCUUCCCGCCCGAUCUCAACUUUUCCGCCGCGAACAGAGAACCUGUAUCGAAUGACCGGCAGUCAUCUGGACGGUCCUUCGGAAGCCGGCGGAAUUCUGUCCUCGCCCUUCUUCCCCGCCUCCGUUCCCGGCGACUACGCCGCCGAAUUCGUCUUAACAAACCGACAACCCGACGGAUUCGUCCAACUGCUCUUCGUCGACUUCCGACUCUCGUCCCGAUCUCGCCUCGAGCUGUACGACACCAACGGCACCAGGAUCGACCUGUACGACGGAAACGUCUUCCGCCCUCCGGCCGUCUCCUCUUCCGGACCCACCCUGGGGGUGAAGUUCCGGUGCGACGAAGAACGACCCUCUUCUGGAUUCAAGGCCGAAUAUUCCUUCGUUAACUAUCCCGACAGAUACUGGUCCGGCAAGCCGGUCACAGACUGCGGGGGACCAGUGGACGACUUCGGAGGAGCCCUGACCUUGGCCAACGCGGCCGAAGGAACGAGCCGGCGCCCUUUCGACUGCGUCUGGUUGAUCCGACCCCCAUCCGGCCACCGCGGCCACACCCGUCUGGCCGUCCGCCUGGCCCAGUUCCGGGACUUGGGUGAGAACUUGCUUCCGUCGCUCCUCUCCCCUUCUUUGGCCGGAAUUAACCGGGGAGUGGGUGUUGCAGGAGCGGAGUCGUCUCUGGAGAUCAGAAGAGGUCUGACGUCCGAAUCUCCCCUGUUGGAGGCCAUCUCGAGUGGUCGACGACGCAAGAACUCUCGAGGUCGCGAGUACGUGGUUCCCUCCUCCACGGGAUUCUACAUUCGCUGGAGGGGCUUCUUGGGCAAUGCCUCCUACCUGGCCAUCACCUACGUCUCCUUCGCUUACGAUGAUUGUUACAAGAGGGGAGACUUCGAAUGCGGAAACGGCAGAUGCAUUAAGCACACGCUGAGGUGCGACGGUUUCAAUCACUGCGGAGACGGAACCGACGAAGCCACCUGCUUGGGUAACGACGGGGCAGCGUUUAACGCCGAAGAAGCCGGAAGAUGGAGAACCAUGACUCCCAACUACUACUAUCCCAAAGCCGGCCUUUCCAACGGCACCGGAACCAACGCGCCCAUCCUGGUGGUGGGUCUGGCCGGACUGGCGGCGUUUAUUUUGACGGCGGCGGUGGUACUGGUGAAACUGGGCAGACGACGACGAGAGCACUCCAGCCCGGAAGUUUUACGCACUGUCGGCGGAGACCCAGACGGGGCGAAUAUCUCCGAGAACGGAACGGCAGGCACCUCCGACCCUCCCAGAUACGACCCUCCUCCUUCGUAUGAAGAGGCGGUAAAGUUUUAUCUGCCCCCUCCGCCCGCUUACCACCCUCCGGCGGGAACGGACGACCGUCGUCUUUACGAGGACCGGGCGGAAGGUUACGCCAAUUCUGCCUUCGUCUUCGACGGUCCGGACGGGCGCGCAGACCUCCCCGGAAGAGGAAAAGCCUCCGGCGGGGAGACCGACACCCCUCCGAUUCUUCCGCUCUUCCGCGGUGCACGACCGACGGAAGACGAAAAGAGGCCCGAAACUGGAAGAGACUCCGGCCCGGCGCCUUCCUCCUCUUCCUGUAACUGUCCGGGAGCGUGUUCGUGUCCGGCCGUCUACUUCGGAGAGGCGGGCAAACUCGCCGGCCACCCGGGACAAUGCGAGUGUCGGGCCAAGAGACGGAAGCUGCGCAGGUUUACUUCUGUCCCCUUGGGCCGAAGUCUGGCCAAUUUCAGACGAUUGAGAAGGUUUCGGACGGAAAAAGACCCCCGGAAAGCUUCAGACGUUUCGGCUGUGGAAAAUCGUCGGAGUGGAACGGGGUGCAGGCGCCGCGGAACGCAAAAGCGUUCCGACAUUUGCCGCGGAGUGCUUAGCGCCCAAGCCACGCGGAAGGAGUUUAACCGGUGCCGGAAUCCGUCCCCGGCGGAAUUACCUACGAAUUCCGUUCUGUCCGGCGAGGCGGACGACGACCAGACCCGACGUCGGCGUCGCCACAUGAUUUGAACCUUUCCGCCCGGUGGGGAAGGCGGAAGACGGCUC